GAACUAUGUACAGUAUGCACAAUACACGGUAUUCAGUCAUGAAUACAAUGUAAACUGUGUAGUUUACUGUACAGUGAUAAAUUGUACAAGUUCAAAAUGGGGGACAAGUCUUCACUCGGUCCACUGUUGCUUGGGGCUGCAAUCACAGGGGCUACAGGACUGUGUUUGUAUCUUCUUCUAAAAAAUGAAGAAAAACUGUGUGAGAACCAAAAUUUAACUUGUCAGAUGACUGUUCUUGAUGUGAGAAUAUCUAAGGAAAAUGUUGGAAUAGUUCUUGGUAGACAUGGAGCCAAUAUCAGAGAGAUCCAGAGUAAAACCAAUACAAGGAUAUACGUCAAGGAUCAUCUGGAGACAGAUCAAUACAAGGUCUUAUCUAUAUCAGGAUAUCCCGAUGGGAUUAAAUUGGCGGAUAUCCUUAUACAGCAAACCAUCCUAUCCCAGCCCAGAAUGGAGUCACAAAUUGUUCAUAUACCUCAAUCAGCCGCUAUCAGUGUUUUAGGCCGACAUGAUGAACAUAUUAAAAGUAUAGAAGAAAAAUCUAGAUGUAGACUCUACGUAGAAAAGAAUUGUGAGGACUGCCCUGGUCAAAUUAAGAUAACUCUUCAAGGACCUAGAGAUCAGAUUGUGAAGGCUCAAGGAAUAAUUCAGACUGGAUUAGAAACAAAUCAAAAUAUUUUUAAUCAGACUGACCGGCCUGCUCGGCUGAAGUACCAGCAGCCACUAUUCCUGAAGUAUGAUCCUGAGGAAGACGACAAUUUAAUUUCUUCCGGAACUAUUUCACAGGAGCAGUUGCGGUCGACUGGAUCCGAUCAGCUAAUACAGGUGUAUGUAUCUUGUAUAUCUACCCCUGCAAUGUUCUGGGUGCAGAAUGUUGGGCCAAGCUCUAUUGAUCUGGAUAAGUUGACCCAGGAAAUGACCUCUUACUAUUCUAAACAGGAAAAUCAGGUGUUCCAUAAACUAGAGAGGGUUGAUGUUGGAGAUAUCGUUGUUUCAUCCUUUGCAGGGGACAAUAGUUACUACAGGGCUAAGGUGGUUGAGAUACAUGUGAAUGAGUACGACUACCUUCAAUCAACAGUAGACUUGGACUUUGUAGACUUUGGAGACGCAGAAGUUAAAUCUAUCUCAGAGGUAUUUGAGUUGAGAACCAAUUAUCUUAAGCUCAGAUUUCAAGCCAUACCAUGCCGACUAGCAAAUAUUAG
This is a messenger RNA of Eurytemora carolleeae, 1199 nucleotides long. Its product is annotated as tudor and KH domain-containing protein homolog. Gene Ontology annotation, biological process: spermatogenesis. Gene Ontology annotation, molecular function: RNA binding. Lineage: Eukaryota; Metazoa; Arthropoda; Copepoda; Calanoida; Temoridae. The record is from RefSeq and is a predicted model, not a curated record.